AUGCAGCGGUUCCUGCGUGUCAACUUUGUCACGGAAGAACUCGAUAAGGCUGCCGUGCAAGUCCUCAAAUUACGACGCGCAAGCUCCGCCGUCUUCGACUUCGUGAUGGAUAUUGAAGACCAGAACGUCUCACCAACCUCUCCAGACGGAAUCCCCCCCUCUGGUGCCUCUCCUGGUGCCUCCCCCGCCUCUCCUGAACCUGAUGAAGUAGCAGUACCCAUGGAUGCUGAAACCAACCUCCUGGUUUCCCUCCGCCUUAUGUACGGAUUCAACCCAUCCCCUACUGCUCAAACACCCCACCCUCAAGCACCCAACCUCCGGAGUUGGUCAGAUGUCCUGGGUGUCAUCGGGACAAAAUCAGAACCUGAUGUCUCAGACCGAGACAAGGUUCUAAUUCGCGAGUUCAUUUCAUGCCUCAUCGACAGCUCUUCGGGAUUGCCAGCACCCUCCGACGACCUCAACGCAACAUCGGAUCAGCCUUUGGCAACAUCCUUUGCGCUCGACACUGUGGAACGCAUCAGUGAGGACCUAUACGUGUUCAAGCUACCUCCUUCCCCCUCUUGCAAAUGGGUCAUCGGUGUUGAUCGCCCCACGACUGUUCUUUACAUCUGUCGACUGGUCGCCUCUGCUCCGAACACGCAUACGGUGCUGACAAUCGCCUACGCAGCCCUUACAUACCCUUCCCUCCUUCUGCAGGCCUCCUCGGAGCCCAAACAGCUCAAUCUCCCAUACGCAGACAACGCCAACCGUUUUAACAAGCACCAAUUCACGACAGCAGACUUCGACAGGAGGAUUGCAAGGGAAUUCGGUAGUAAGGAGUCUGGGUUGCAAGGACCGUCCAUCGAGGUCACAGUGCAUCAUUCGGGGUACUUUGUCCCGUCUAAACACGACGGGUAUUUCUACUGGGAUGACGACCUCACUGGUGAGGAGAUUGCAUGUUUGUGUGGGACAUACUGCCUCUAUACAGGGCGUGGCGAGCAGACAACAACGGUCUCGUGGUUCCCUCCUCCAGACGUUUGGGACAAGCAGGGUUAUGGCUGGCCAGGAUGGACGGAAACUAACGAGGAGUUUUUCCAGCACAUCAAGAACACGAGGUCGAUGCUUAAGAACAACAGGGAACGGGCAAAGGCAUACGUCGAGUUGAACAUUCAUGCUAUGUAG
Molecule: messenger RNA, 1161 nt
Organism: Cyclocybe aegerita
Lineage: Eukaryota; Fungi; Basidiomycota; Agaricomycetes; Agaricales; Hemipholiotaceae
Source: the annotation of a GenBank genome assembly